UAACAUUUAAACCUACUUUGCAAAUAUGGCGUACAUUUCUACAAAAUGCAGUGGUAGUUAAAUUUAUACAGUUGUCAAUUCUGAAUUUUAAAUAAAAAGACAUGUAUCUAGGAUAAGACUCAUCUCUGUGAAAAAAACGAAGUUUUAACGUGAAAUGUGAAUAUUACGCAAUGUAGGGCAAAAUAAUCAUCUAAGAGUUAUAAAGGCUGUGCAGUAAUUUGAGAGUCUUCAUUGGAAGGAUAAAAUAAUAACAAAAAUGGGUAAACAAAAUAGCAAACUAAAACCUGAGGUUUUAGAAGAUCUGAAACAAAAUACAGAAUUUUCAGAUGCGGAGAUACAAGAAUGGUAUAAAGGUUUUUUAAAAGAUUGUCCUCGUGGUCAUUUAUCAGUAGAAGAAUUUAAGAAAAUAUAUGGGAAUUUCUUUCCGUAUGGAGAUGCGAGUAAGUUCGCCGAACAUGUAUUUCGAACAUUCGAUGCAAACGGGGACGGCACCAUCGACUUCCGGGAGUUCUUAUGUGCUUUAAGUGUGACUUCGCGUGGCAAGCUAGAGCAGAAACUAAAAUGGGCUUUCUCCAUGUAUGACCUUGAUGGCAACGGUUAUAUAUCACGACAAGAAAUGCUUGAAAUUGUUACUGCAAUAUACAAAAUGGUUGGAUCUGUUAUGAAAAUGCCCGAAGAUGAAUCGACGCCGGAGAAGAGAACCGAUAAAAUUUUCCGUCAGAUGGACAGAAACAAGGAUGGCAAGUUAUCUCUCGAAGAGUUUAUCGAAGGCGCGAAGAGUGACCCAUCCAUUGUACGACUGUUGCAGUGCGACCCACAAUCUCAGUGAUACCUCAAAUAUUAAAUAACUACGGUCCAACCAAGAAUCAGUUAACUCAUACCAGAACUAGGAACGUAAUUGUACAUUAUGCAUUGUUAUUGUGCUUCUAAGAAGCUAAGCGCGCAGUUCUGCGUACUUUCCGAGAGUGGCCUGCUGCUUGGCUGUUAUUUAAUUCUUCCUCUUUUGUGUUCUAUGCAGCCUUUCUAUCCAUAUCUUUCCUUACAUAGUUAUUAUAUAAUUAUUGUAACUUUUGGCGAGGUAUUUACUGUGAUUUGGACUUGGCGCAAAAGCGUUUGAUUCGACAUGGUUAGAAUUUAAGCUUCCAGUAUUGUAUUCCAUAAAGUUUAUCUCGAAGCAAAAUUGUCGGGAGUAUACAUAGAUAAGAAUAAUUUAUUGAGACGCGUUUUAUUCGCUUUAUUAGAAAUAUGAUUGAAUAUAAGUCCAUUAAUGUUUAGGCCAAAGGAGCAAUGGGAUCAGGUAUGGAUCAAUGCAUUAGUUUGACGGCUUGUCGCUUUUGCGUUAUCUCUGAAUCGCUAUUUAUAUUCAUAUGUCAUGAUAAUGUUUGUAAUUAAUAAGAAUAUUUUAAGUGAAUCGGCAAUUGAACAUGGGGACAAAACGUUAAGCUUAUAAUUGGUACCAAGAGUACACUUCUAUACUAUAAUUUUACAAAAAAACAUAAUUAAACUUUGAAUUCAUAUCUAAUAAAUAGAGGUAGAUAAUUUCUGCGUUUAAAUUGCAGCAGCUGUCGUUAAUUUCAUUGAAAACUCUAUUAUCAAAAUAAAUCGCGUGGACAUAAUGAGUCAUUUUAUUUUAAUUAUAUAGACU
Molecule: messenger RNA, 1645 nt
Organism: Maniola jurtina (meadow brown)
Lineage: Eukaryota; Metazoa; Arthropoda; Insecta; Lepidoptera; Nymphalidae
Gene: Nca
Product: neurocalcin homolog
Exons: 6
Coding region: 257-829 (190 amino acids)
Molecular function (GO): calcium ion binding
Source: RefSeq, a predicted model, not a curated record